Molecule: messenger RNA, 984 nt
Organism: Penicillium paradoxum
Lineage: Eukaryota; Fungi; Ascomycota; Eurotiomycetes; Eurotiales; Aspergillaceae
Exons: 1
Coding region: 1-984 (327 amino acids)
Source: RefSeq, a predicted model, not a curated record
AUGCACCACAAACUACUCACCAACCUCAAGCCAAUCAUCGCGCACAAACCAAUCAUCAACCUCAAGUCAAUCACCAACCUCAAGUCCAUCACCAACCUCAAGUCCAUCACCAACCUCAAGUCCAUCACCAACCUCAAGUCCAUCACCAACCUCAAGUCCAUCACCAACCUCAAGUCCAUCACCAACCUCAAGUCAAUCAUCACCCACAAACCAAUCAUCAGCCUCAAGUCAAUCAUCAAACUCAAGUCCAUCAUCAAUCUCAAGUCAAUCAUCGCCCACAAACCAGUCAUCGCCCUCAAGUCAAUCACCAACCUCAAGUCAAUCAUCACCCACAAACCAAUCAUCAGCCUCAAGUCAAUCAUCAAACUCAAGUCCAUCAUCAAUCUCAAGUCAAUCAUCGCCCACAAACCAGUCAUCGCCCUCAAGUCAAUCACCAACCUCAAGUCAAUCAUCACCCACAAACCAAUCAUCAGCCUCAAGUCAAUCAUCACCCACAAACCAAUCAUCAGCCUCAAGUCAAUCACCAACCUCAAGUCAAUCAUCACCCACAAACCAAUCAUCAGCCUCAAGUCAAUCAUCAAACUCAAGUCCAUCAUCAAUCUCAAGUCAAUCAUCGCCCACAAACCAGUCAUCGCCCUCAAGUCAAUCACCAACCUCAAGUCAAUCAUCACCCACAAACCAACCAUCACCCACAAGUCAAUCAUCAACCUCAAGCCAAUCAUCACAGCAGGUUCCUUGGUCUUCAUCGUCCCCCAUCUACCAAGCCAGUCACUACAAAUCAACCAUCACAGCAAGCCAGCCAUCAUGCUAUGGCUCUUUCAAGCUUGUUCAGGACCAUGCAGCCACAACGGUCAUUACCAUUACCAUUACCAUCCAUCGUCUGAUGUGAAAACCACGAACCAAAAUCUUCGUUUUCCACCCUACACCGUGCAACCAUGCAAAUAUAACAAUCAUCCGCUGAGUCCGAUCCAGCUUCCAUUAUGA